This is a messenger RNA of Teleopsis dalmanni, 2806 nucleotides long. RefSeq lists its product as uncharacterized. Gene Ontology annotation, cellular component: plasma membrane. The transcript has 8 exons. Bases 1 to 2664 code for a protein of 887 amino acids. Lineage: Eukaryota; Metazoa; Arthropoda; Insecta; Diptera; Diopsidae. The record is from RefSeq and is a predicted model, not a curated record.
AUGGUAGUAACUUGCAUAAGUGGUGGUGGUGCAGACGUAUCAAAGGAUCAUUGCAACAAAACUGUUGAUAUCUUCGAGGACGUAAGCUCACCCGAAGUAAGCAAUCAAAAUGUAGGAAGACCGCUCACAUGUUGGUAUCGUUUCCGCACACUAAAAGGUGCACCCAGAGACUUCGUAUUGCGCUUACGUUUUAAAAAAUUCAAAGUAGGCACACUCCUGAAUGCGACCCACUGCGAUGGCGGCUAUUUACAGAUUGUUGAUGGCAAUGCCAAAACGGAUGUCUCAAAUCGACGCGAGCCAGGCAUGUUUUGUGGUGAAGCAGAGCAACCACAAACCUUUAUUAGUGAGACAAGUUAUGUGAAAGUGGUUUUCCACACAGACAACUUUACAGAUCAGACAUAUUUCACAUUUGAUUCCCGAGCCGAACAACAAACGGAAGUUUAUUUGCGUUAUGGACAACAUCCGGAAUUGUAUCCAAAUCGGCGUGGUGAAGUAGUACAAGGAUCCUAUUGUGAACGGGAAUAUCGUGAUUGCCGUCUACAAACCUGCUAUGUUCAAUCACCCGCAUAUCCUGGCUUAUAUCCACGUGCAUUAAAUUGUCGUUAUAAAUUGCAUACGAGACAGCCAUAUAUCAAACUAUAUCUACAGAACGAACAGUUUGCGGUGGACGGACAGAGAUGUGAAAAUGUUAUGACAUGUCCCAUUAGGCCAAUAGGGUCAGGCAAUGAACAUUGUCCUUAUGAUUGGCUUGCAGUGUACGAUGGUCGUGAUGAGCAUUCGCCACUUAUUGGAAAAUUUUGUGGCCUUGGCAAAUUUCCAUUCAGCAUAAUUGGUACCUCACAGUAUAUGUAUGUCGAAUUUGUAACAUCACCGGCGGGUCCAUUGCUAAACACAGGAUUUCAUUUCAAUGUUGGCAACUGGCCAGGACAUGUCGAAACGGCAGGCAUAAAGCAUGGCAUUUGCGAUUGGCUGCUUAGUUCCGAUUCACUUAAGGACAGUAGCGCGAGUGAAGGCAUUUUCCUGAGUAUUGCCCACUGGUAUCCACCGAACACAUCAUGCAGUUAUCACAUUAAAGGACGAAUAGGCGAAAUAGUGCGUUUAUAUUUUCCAAGCUUCCGCAUUAAUCGCAUUGAAUCACCGAUACUGAAAUACGAUGGCGACUGUGGCGAAUCGUUGACAAUUUAUGAUUCUGAUCAUCCCGAUCCAGCGCGUAUAAUAAAAACAUUUUGUGACACCUUCUCACGCCCCAUGGAAAAAGUUGACUUUGUUUCAACAAGUCCUUCACUUUACGUACAAUUCGAAUCCAAGACGGGCUCUUACAGUGGCAGUUCACUUUAUUAUUGGGCGCACUAUGACUUCUUCAACAAUACACGUUUUGGCGAUCCUGUACCUAACACACUUUGCGAUGAAGUCAUGUAUGCUUGGAAGCAUCCUGGUGGUAAAAUACGCUCACCUAUGAAUUCAUUGAUAUUUAAACGUACUGGUGGCUCAGAUGUGCGUUGUCAAUAUAAAUUUGUUACCGAUCGUCGUCUAUACGCACGUGCCAUUAUUGAAGUCUCUUCGGUAUCAUUUAAAGAAUUGCCUUACAACAAUAACGCUUGUACACGCUGCCAUGAAGAACGUGUUGAUAAAUUGGUCAUAUGGGAAGAGCGUGAUAAAUUUCAAAAUAAUUUAGCUUGCUUCUGCGACAAUAUACCACGUACGGUACGUGUAAUAUCAUCCGCUGAACAAAUGAAUCUCGAAAUGAUCGUACAAGGCCAACAUGCAAUAACUUCUUACUUUAAAAAUCCCAAUCCACUUUUCGAGGCGUCGUAUGAAUUUGCGCAUGGACCGCUCUGUGGCCCUAUAACAUUAGGACCCGCACCAGAUGGUGAACUAGUAUUUCCAUUGAAAAAAGCUUUGGCCAUGGUAACUGGUCCAAUGGCGCCAGCUGAACAUCAUUACCGUCGCGAAAAGUGUAUUUGGGAAUUGAAAGUGGCAGCACAGCGCGAUAUUUGGUUACAUUUGGAGAAGGCACGUUUUGGUGAUCGUACAUGUGAGAGCGCUAAAAUUGAAGUCUAUUUAGCUGGACGCUUAGAACCACGUUUUAUUGUUUGUCCUGAAAAUAUAUCAUUAGCACGUGAUUUACCUAUACUCUCAGUAUCAGAUUUAGGUGCAUUAGAAGCUGAUUCAGAACCACUGCCAGUUUUAAUACAAUAUACGGGUGACGGUCAACCUGGUAAAAAUGCUUUCCGUUUAGUAUGGACCGAGCUGUUCCAUUUACCGCGAAAUCCCGACGGUAGUCUAGCCUCGUCACUGUUGCAAGAUGCUGGCUGUGAUUUUAGAUGUCCUGGCAACACAGACGUCUGUAUACCGCGGCAUUUACUUUGCAACGGCAUUGAGAAUUGUCCGAAUGUGACGCACUCAUCAACGAUGGCUCAACUAACGCGACACAUUGAGUGGAAUUUGGAACAGCUCGGCCUGCUGAAACAUGCGAAACACUAUAAAGAAAUGGUGUUGCAUGAUGAAUCGCCAGAAAUUUGUCUAAAACGGGAAUUAACAGAGCUGCCAUAUUUUAAAAUUUUACUUAUAACAAUUGGUUUAAGUUUAAUGAUGACUUUAUUUGUAGCGAUUCUCUGUCGCAUGUGUAGAGGGACAGAUUAUAAUAAGCGAAGCAGAUUCUAAAUAGAGUGUGAGGGAGUUAUUUUUGUAGUUGGGGAAAAAUAUCUCGUUGCAAAUUGUGUUGAAAAAAAAAAAUUGUGAAAAAAAUUUAAUUAAAUGGUAGAUUCAUAAGCUGUACGAAGGUUUAAUGUAUAACAAAAACCAA